AUGACCCCCGUGGCGCAGCAACAGCCAACUGCGCCAGCCUUCGAGCCCUCUGACUGUAUACCAAUCGCCCAUCUGUCUCCGAGUUCAGCGAGACCAGCCUCCCACAUUCAAGCAAAAGUUGCCCUGGUCUGGCCCUACUCUAGCUCGACAGGCAGCCUUUCCCUACUUCUAGCCGAUCCGGAUAUUCGUCUUCGGAAAUACAAGGGCCAGGUUAGGGUAGUCUUUCGGGAUGGAUGCGCAAGAGAAAUUGCGAAGACCAAAGUCGGCAUCGGAGACACAAUCGAUCUCGCCUUGGUUGGCUGUGAAUGGAAAAACACGGGCGAAACAGUGUCGACCCCGGGCAAAAAGAUAGACUGGGACUUGGAAUUCCACGAUCGGGCCAUCUUGCAAGUCGUUCGCGAUCAGAACCAAACAGCUGUUGUAAACUAUACGGGGCGCGCGUCAAGCUCGCCUCCCACGACAGAUGUUACCACACCAUUAGCUAACCUACAGGCUACUAGCCCCCGGCUCAAUGGUAUUCUCCCUCGCGAACAAAGCACUAUCCAAGUUCAGUUGACACCAUUCAAAUCGACCAGGCAGUACUCCAGUGGCUCUCUUAUUGGUGCUUCCCUGGGACCCUUCGCCGAAGAUGAUGGCUAUGUACUUGGCAAAGGCCGCAAACGUACCAAGUUCGCGAGGAAUAGUGGUGCCUGGAGUCUUGUGGAUUCAGAAGACGCAGAGGAGCCGAAUCGUAGUAUACAGACAAACUUGAACGAUGCAGAGCCUAUGCCUCCGGGCCUAUCUCCACAGCAGGCGGAGAUAGAUUUCACCUCAGAUCGUACUGGAGAUAAUGCAGACCAACCAACUGAGGCUGGCAUUGUCUCGAAAUCUGCCACUUCUUCAUCUCCUGUGCCCCAUACGCCAAACCGAGAGACCGAGGAAUCCUUCAGCCUACGGCCCUCUACAGCAGCGACAGAAGAACAUACGAUAUCCACUACAGUCGUUAUGGGGCCUCCUUGGACACCGUUAAGGGCUUUGCCACUGGAUCGCACUUCUAACAAAGCCAUCAGUGAUCAAGCACCUAGCGAAGAGCAGUAUGAUGAGACCUCAACGCCUCGGAUUCUUCCUCUUGCAUCUCCAGGUCUUCCACUAGUCUCGCCACUGAUACGGCGUUCCGGUGUUGAACUCGGCUAUUUCCCGCUGCACCGGGAGCCUAUGUCUCAACUAGAAGCAUCAGGGGAAGGUCAAGGAUUUCCAGCGCUUCGUCAAAAUGGUACGGCUGGUGCUGAUUAUGUUACUCUCGUCUCCGACGAUAUGGCCCCUCUCUCAGAGGAGACUUUUGUUCAGAGACAAGCGUCUAGUGGGGAGAAUCCAGGAGCUCAUGGUGUGGAUGAAGAUGUCCAUGGCGAAGAAGCUCAUGAAAAUACAAUCCCAAAGCGUCUCGACUCAAGGUCCAUUUCUCCAGAUUUGAACAGCCUUCAGAAUGGUGCUCUUACAGCACGACCAGGACUACUAGAGGACGCAGACGACGAGCAGGCACUUACCCCGUUAGAGGAACGCCCAGCUCUCCAGGUUGUCGCAGGACCAGAUACAGAACCAGUGGAGAUCGAGGACGACGAUCUAUAUGGAGCCCCUAAGGCAACUCCAAGGUCAAGCAUCUUAGUUGCAAACUUGACCUCACUUCAACAGCCACAAAGCUCUGCGGAUACUGUCGAGCAAUAUCUACAAAUGUCUCCGACAACGACUAUUCCUUACGCAGCAGGUAGCUCUAUAUCAGACGUUCCCCAAUCACCAGCCUCGCAACACUCCCCUGCACUGGACUCGUCCAGUGUUUCUUGGGAAGGCAAAAUGACAGUCGUUGCUGUUGAAUGCCAGUCUCUUGGUACAUACCCAGUACCCCCGUUCCCAUUCAAGAAGAACUGGCAUAAAGCAAAGGGCUCCGGUUCGUCAAGCCGGCGAUCGUCUCGUCACUCACAACAUCAGUCAUUAGACGGGAACGUUGACGGGGAUGAUAGCUUUCCGCUACAUCAAAGCGAGGUUCAUGAGAGCCCACUUUACCCUUUGGAAGCUCCUGGUGCAGGACGAAUAGAAGACCAAUCUGUGGCAUCUGAAAAAGACGUACAUGGAACUUUAGGAGAGUCCCAAGAAACAAUGGACAUAGAUUCUGUUGAUGACGUCGUGACCAUUUCCACUGACGAAGACCAUUCUGUCGGGCCGGAUAUCGAGGAGGUCGUUGAGGUUUCACCUGCAUCUGAUGCUACGCACAGGCAGGAGCUACCAGGACAGCUUCUGACUCCUGAUCAGACACAGCGAGACCGGAUUGAGAUUGACUCGGAAUCUGCGAUCAAUUCUGCUAACCAACAGCCACUCUCGCUGAUCGAACCUCUCUCACCCCGUCCCACCCAAGAAGUAACAACAACCGUGCAGUUACAGGAAGAAGUGCAGAUGCAAAUAAGGCAUGAGAGUGCCACUCCUACGGUAUCCACGCCUGAGUCGAACCCGGAGCCAGGGCAAACGACAUACCGUCGAACCUUCCAGCGACUCUCUGUCAGGAAAUCAGUCAUGUCGGCCAACAUUUCCAGUCCAUAUUUCACGCCUCGCAAAGAAACGCCAGAGGUUUCAUCGCCAUUGUCCCGAAAUGAAACCCUGACUGUUCCGGAACCGGUCGUCAGUAGUCUCCCGUCAUCUCCGACGCAUGAGCCGUCCAAGUCUGUGAAGUUGCCUCUCUCAGUUCACGAAGUAGGUCACGCUGGUAUUGAUAUGACAUUCCCAGAAGAGAGAAACCAGAAUGGAGAGGUCGCGCAACAACGAAAAGGGACCACCACAUCUCUGUCGUAUUAUCCUCACCUUACUUCUAUACCCGAGCAUUUCGGAGACUUGGUUGAUGUUAUCGCCAUUUGCGUUAGGAGGUCGUCCGAGCCUCAGCGAUCAAAAUCAGGACCCAAGGACUACUACACCACCUUGCGACUUGCAGACCCUUCACUGGACUCUGAAGAAGUAGCCACCACUGCUCAGAUUUUCCGACCUGUCAAGAGUGCAUUGCCGGUGACAGAGUACGGUGAUGUUGUUAUCAUGCGGAAUCUAAAGGUUCAGACUUUGAAUAGACAGUACAUGCUGUUGAGCACUGACACUUCUUCUUGGGCUGUUAUCAAGGUCUCCAAUAGAGCCGAGCCGCCAAUGUGGGAUGCUGUCGUUUCAGGCCCGCCCAUCGAACAUGGUCCGGGGGAGGCAUUGUACGUGGAAUCUCUCCUUCGCUGGUGGGAAAAUGAUGGCGAAGAACAGUUUCCAGAUCGACCGACUUCAGAGCAAGAAAGAGGGAAUACAUGGGACGAGUCCAGUCACCAAGGGACACCGGCAUUAAGUCGGAUCAAAGAGAACGUUCUCUCUCAUAACUGGGCACUGCCUGCCAACCGUCGCAAGGCGAACUUUACAGACAAUAUCAACAACGACGGCGAAACAGACGAAGUGGUCGUAGAAGACGAUCUGGACGAGACCACCCCUCUUGACGACAAGACAAACCGGCGUCGAGAAUCUACAGUCUCGACGGCACGCUCCACCACGAGAGAUCUGGGCAAAGAAUCUACGCCUCGACGCAGCGUCAAAAGCCGAGCAUCCCCUAACUUGGUGCAUGAACUGAGGGACGGCACCAAAUAUGUGGACCAUGACCGGCGGAGAAGUGGGAGUGUGAUACAUGAGUUGCGAGAUGGAGCGACAUAUGUGGAUGACUGA
Capronia epimyces CBS 606.96 is the source of this 3708-nucleotide messenger RNA. RefSeq lists its product as uncharacterized. The transcript has a single exon. Lineage: Eukaryota; Fungi; Ascomycota; Eurotiomycetes; Chaetothyriales; Herpotrichiellaceae. Bases 1 to 3708 code for a protein of 1235 amino acids. The record is from RefSeq and is a predicted model, not a curated record. Gene Ontology annotation, cellular component: chromosome, telomeric region. Gene Ontology annotation, molecular function: DNA binding. Gene Ontology annotation, biological process: telomere maintenance.